Messenger RNA from Branchiostoma belcheri (Belcher's lancelet), 891 nucleotides. RefSeq lists its product as uncharacterized. Gene Ontology annotation, molecular function: structural constituent of ribosome. Lineage: Eukaryota; Metazoa; Chordata; Leptocardii; Amphioxiformes; Branchiostomatidae. The coding region runs from base 1 to 891 and encodes 296 amino acids. The transcript is spliced from 2 exons. The record is from RefSeq and is a predicted model, not a curated record. Gene Ontology annotation, cellular component: mitochondrial small ribosomal subunit.
AUGACAAAGACACACAAGGUAAGGGAUAUUUCCUGUGAAUGCAGGUCGGACAAAGUUAAUCUGACCACGAAGAUAAAGCAGACACUCCAUCAGUGUCUGCCGAAGCUAUCUAAGAGCAACAAGGUUGGUCCUUCGCCCCCCGAGUCCAAGUCCGACGUGGCGGAGCGAUUCUUGAAUCUGGUUCCCGUCGAGCCCGAGGAUACACAACCAGACCAGAUUGCUGAGAUCCCAGUUGACGGUGAGAGAAAAGCAGCAGUCGCACCAACCCAGCCCGCAAAGCUCUCUAAGAGCAACAAGGUUAGUCCUGCGCCCCCAUCCACCCCAGCUACACCAAACCAGCCUGCAAACGUGGAUGUCGCCGUGCUGCCGCCUCAACAACUAUCGCGCGAAGAACAGACGACACUCGACAUAUUCGCCCAGCACUCACAGAAAACGAGAGAGGAGCUGCUUGACAAAAACAUCACCGAGAUGGGAUACGUGAGAGACCCAGUGCCCCGUGAUGGCAACUGCCUCUUUGAGGCGUCGGCCAGACAGCUCGGUAGGGCAGAGCCAAGUAUCGCCACCACAGCCCAACAACUCCGGCACUUCCUUGUACGCUACAUCCGCCACCACGCAGCCAGGUACUCCGUCGCCGUGCCGGGCGGGCUCUCGGAGUUCCACCGCCAGCUGGAUGAUCUGUCCCGGCCAGGCCACUGGAGCAUGGACCUGGCAGACACCGUGCCGGUCGCCUUGGCGGAGUUUUUCUCCCGGGAAGUUCACCUGAUCACCUCCCGGGGCGUCCUCGUGGUGACGCCUGAAUGCGAACUGUCAGGCUCCGCUCUAAUCAUGGCUUACCUGGACACCCCGGGGGGUGAGCAUUACGACGGCAUCCGACUGCCCGGGUACCGCUGA